GGCUGGGGGACGCGUGGGGAGCUGCCCCUCCCUCCCACAACCCCAGGGAGGCCGCCAUGAGGGAGCUGGGAUCACACCUCCUCCAGACCCUGGACGGCUUCAUCUACGUGGUAGCGCCGGACGGCAAGAUCAUGUACAUCAGCGAGACCGCGAGCACGCAUCUGGGGCUCAGCCAGCCAGAAGAGGAUGAGGAGCGAACCUUCCUCAUCCGCAUGAAGUGUGUCCUCGCUAAACGCAACGCUGGUCUCACCACCGGCGGGUAUAAGGUGAUCCACUGCUCGGGGUACCUGAAGGUGAGACGGUACCCCAUGGACCACGCGACCACACCCUACGACACCUGCUACCAGAACGUGGGGCUCGUGGCCGUGGGACACUCCUUGCCCCCCUCCGCCAUCACUGAAAUAAAGAUGCACUCGAACAUGUUCAUGUUCAGGGCCUCUCUCGACAUGCGCCUUAUAUUCCUCGAUGCCAGGUACAUGUUCAGGGCCUCUCUCGACAUGCGCCUCAUUUAUGUUGACAUGCUGCUGAAGGGGCAGGUGACCAGCAAGUACUACAGGUUCCUCACCCAGAGCGGGGGGUGGGUGUGGGUCCAGACCUACGCCACCAUCGUCCACAACUCCCGGUCGUCCCGUCCACACUGCAUCGUCGCUGUUAAUUACGUCCUCAGUGACGUGGAAGUGCGGAACCAUUUCUUGUCAUGGGAACAACUUGGCGCGAACAACAGAAGCGAAGAGUCGUGGUCUGAUGGUUUACGGUCUGCUACCUCUGCUCCAACCAACAGACUCAAGCAUUUGACUCCAAACUCCAGUCCAUCUCCAUUAACAGACUUGGAUUCCUCCAACAUGGAGACUUCUCCAUCCCUGCCUGCGAUGCCCGUUGGAGCAGGGAUGGAGUCAGCAGCUUUGUCCAACCCAUCAGUCCCAGGCAGUUUGGUUAGCAACCCGUACCCUGGUAUCAUGAACAGUUCACCUACCAUUUACCCAGCUAGUUGUUACCCAGUACCACAUUCCAUUUAUGACUCGUAUGAUGACCCUCGGUACCAUAACAACAACAGCCAUCACCCUCACCAUCAUUCAGCAGCAGGGGGAGGGGCGUUAAGUCACAUCUACAACCCCAACAGUCCAGUUCAGCCCCACAGUAUCCCAGUAACCUACCCAUUAACUGCUGCCCCAGCCCCUUGCCUCCCCAUAGCCAAUUCCCUCUGUUCCUUAUACGACGAAGGUAGACCUUGGAGUCAAGGUUCAGGUUCCUCAUCCUCGUCUGAAGAUCCUAGGUAUGACUGUCCUCCUGGUGGUGUGAUACACCAAAACCCUACCUUCCUCUCCAAUGGCGUGUCUGGUGGAACACUUUCUCACUCCAUACCAAACGGCGGAAGUCAUCUUAAUGUACUUCAGCAACAGCAUCAUCAAAACCAUCAGCAUCAUCAAAAUGAGUAUCUACAACAUCACUCGGUGCAACAAAACCUACACCCAAGCGACAACAAUAACACGUUAUCACAACAAAACAGUUUCGGGUCUGCGUCCGGAAUGUACGACCUUGAAUACUACGCGUGCGACAAGUACUACGAUAAAGCCAUCCCUCAUGACCCUGAUAAAUCCCUUUGUGAUAUUACCAAAUCAUCAGGACAGCUACAUGGCUCCAAGGAAGCUCAUUUGUCUCACCAAAGUUUGCAUAUGUCACUUCACACGCAAGUCCAUACCUCUCACGGGUUGAUGCUAAGUUACCCUACUUCUGAUCUUUCAGAAAGCUUGUCUACCUCCAGUGAAUCUAGUCCCAAGCAUUCGACGAAACCUAGGCAUGGUGAUGCAGCGACUUCACAUGACCAGAAUCAGAAUGAUGAUAUCCAGAUAACAAGCAUCUCCACUGCAUUGGGUCCUUCAGAUUCUGAUAUUUCAGGGUCUUCUCUGAGUGAAGAAAAAACGACGGAAAACAGUGAUACCUCCAACAUCACUGAAACGUCCCACACAACUCGUGGAAUGUAUGGCAGUAACCAACUUUACGCGUCACAAACGACAUCACUGGCUUAUGAUUUUGUCAGAUCACAGUCUGGCUCUAACGUGCCAGGUAUUCUCAGCACGAGACACUUGUCAAUUGAUAUUGGGGGAACAGAAACCAUAACCGACAACAACCAACGAAGAACAGGUAGCAGCGUUUUCGGCAACGACUUUGGGCCACGUCCACCAGCGGAUGAAUCUCUAGACUGCCACGGUGUUGCCAAAUCUUCAAGCUCUGAAACUGAAAACGUAUUUUCAAGAACCGCGAGCGUUUUGCAAUCAAAUUCCACUUCCGUGCGAGGAAACUCGUGCCAAAGAGAAUCGAAUUCCCAGACACAACACAUCCAUCAUCAACAAAGUUGCGAUCCUCCUGCAAGUCGGGAUGUUGGUGAAAGUGCGAACGGUUCUUCUUCGGCAAGCAUAAUGAGUUCCAUAUCAGCAUCCGUCAUGAGUGGGUUGCCAGCUACAACAUUAGGUUCAGCUUCAGAAAACAAGGCCCCUAUGCAGCCAGGAUAUACUUCAGUUAUUGUUGAUGCACAACAGUAUCAUAUGACUCAAAAUGAUUAUGUGAGGUAAUUUGUACAGACGCACAAUGAUAGUGAUGAGUUUAUCCUACGCAAUAAUAACUCGAAAACUGAACUUUUUAACGCAAUAUGUCACACGAAUGUCGCAUAUAGUCGACAUUGCGUGAUGCAGAACUAAAUCCGACGAAAUUGUUAUUUUCAGUGAUGUUAACCGACACCGCGAUUCAUGUCCACUUGUUAUUGCUGUACCAAAUCGCACUAAAUUGUUAUUUUCACCGAUAUAUGCAAAUGCAGCGAGUAAUUGCCAUUUAUUCCAUAACUGCUACGUAGAUAUUGUUUUGUUUAACAAUGUUCGUCCUGAUCAUGAGUCAGCAUAUAUUAUAUCUAUUGCUAUACCAUAUGACUCGAUCAAGUUUUUAUUGUGCAUACCUUAGUUAUACGCUCCUAUGCCCGUAAUUAAAAAAUGUCUAUUAAUUAAUUAUAAAUAAUUGUUCUUUGAAU
Hyalella azteca is the source of this 3019-nucleotide messenger RNA. RefSeq names its product protein single-minded-like. The annotation marks the transcript as partial. The record is from RefSeq and is a predicted model, not a curated record. Gene Ontology annotation, biological process: regulation of transcription by RNA polymerase II. The transcript has 7 exons. Gene Ontology annotation, molecular function: DNA-binding transcription factor activity, RNA polymerase II-specific; RNA polymerase II transcription regulatory region sequence-specific DNA binding; protein binding. Lineage: Eukaryota; Metazoa; Arthropoda; Malacostraca; Amphipoda; Hyalellidae.